Molecule: messenger RNA, 2093 nt
Organism: Amoebophrya sp. A120
Lineage: Eukaryota; Dinophyceae; Syndiniales; Amoebophryaceae
Source: the annotation of a GenBank genome assembly
CAGGACGAUUCGCUGCCGAAGUUGUACUAGUCGCUGCAGCCACGUUGUAAUAAACGUUUCGUCGGCUCCAGUAGUGCUUGGCUUCAACGCAUGAUCAAUCUUCGGGGCGCUCUACUUAAGUACCACAUCUGGUGAAUGAACAGGAUGAUGACGAUGGCAGAAGAUUUAUUUUCCGGUGCUAGAGACCACGACAAGGCAAGAACUUCUACUUUUUUUCACCCCUGCAUCAAGAUAUCGACCGAGUAGUUGCAGCCUUCUGCGCAGCUGCACGGCGUAAGUACGACAACGAACAACGCUGUGGCCGACGUCGGCACCACACGACAACUACCAAGGGAAAGAACUAGGACCGCGAGUUGUGCGGAGAAUAUGGAGGUCGUUGCAAGCACUAGGACACCAGGCAGUAAAAAGCGAGCCCGCCGACGGGACGAGUCGUGCACGCGAGGGGUUGUAAUCAGAACGAGAAGCAGGUGUUGUUUUUUCCGACACAGAAGCUGUCAAGCACCGAAGCUGCACACGCACCGUUUGCACGAUGCUAAAACGAGGACCAAAGCGGGCAUUCCAUCAAUAUUUUUCGAUAGAAGACGAGGAACAGGAACAACACCUCUGUGGUCAAGUUUCUGGCGCCGCUGCACUUUCAGGUCUUUUCUGUCGCAUCAAAUGUGUAGUCGUGCUGCCUCUACUCACCAGUGCAGAAGCCGCAAAGGAGGAGCCGACGUAGUACUCUGGACGCGUCGUCAUUGCCAAGACAAACCUGACACCCGUGUGGUUCCCGUUUGUGAAAGGAAACAGGAAGGUGAUGUCCCCAACAUUUUAAACUGGAGCCACCGUCGCGUGACCAUGACCGCGUCGAAAACAAUAUCUUUUACUGGCACGUCCCGGCCCCCGCCGCAAAAUCAUCAAGGCACGAGAAACGAGCACAGCUGUUUUUUCUACCGUGUUUUCUUCAAACUUAUGGUGUUGCCGCUGUUUCUGCAAGAAAUACCGAGUUGGUUUUUCAAAAUAGCGCCAGAUGAUGACCAACUUCUAUUUUGUUCCGGGGACAACUACCUUUAUAGCUGCUGUGGAACAACACCGGUUUUUGAGGAGAACAUGGACCACAACCAUGGAGCGGGAUUGUAUUCGCAAUGUGUUGAAGUGGGUGAACGAGGACCUGCAGUACCUCUGCUUCGGAACAGUUGUGAUUGUAGCCUAUCCGCGGACGCACGCGCAGCUUCCACUUCGAGUACGCUUGUUUCCACGACCCCCAUGCCGACGACUACACAUCAACUACACCAGCAGCUUCUAUUACAACCAGGGUCGUCCUCGUGGUACAACUUCUUGGUCGGUGUGGUCAGUCUGCUUGGCGGGUGGACGAGCGGGGGCCCACGACUUUAUUCGCUUGAUCAUGUUACUACAACGACCACUUCUGAUAUCGCGUCGACUCGUCCACAUGAAGAAAGGCGAAGAAGGUCGCAGUCGCACAACAGCUACAAAAGAUGCACGAAUGAUGACCAGGCGUGGAGGUCGUGGAGUUUCUGGAAAGGGGGCCACGACAGCACGGGGGCUACUACUACUUAUCAAAUGUAAAAAUGUCUGGGUCUGGAAGAAUGCAACUUGUGAUGCUGAAUUUGGAUUCCAAAAAAAUCUGUAUUGCAUGAGCAGCAAAGGGAGUGUAAUUUUUGCUACGCGGAGAGGGCAUUUGUCAUGCGGAAUAGGCAUCGCGAGGCCCUCAAAAAAUCUGUGAUGCGAGGGCAUGCAUCACAGACAUCAUGGCCCAGGCAAAACAUGCAUGACAAGUCUCAGAAUCUUCCAGACCCAGACAUUUUUACAUUUGAUACUACUGAUUUUCCAGCAAUAUCACUCCUGGGCGUAGGCCCCGCAGCUGCUGUCGCGAAAUUAAGUGUGAGUCGUCGCGCCAGGAUCUUCACAACGGCCUCUUCUUCCCGACCCUCAUCCGCCUCCAGCGCGUCAAUUCUACUGGAGGGUGGAGGUGUUCUUGGAGGAGCGGCCGGCAGGUCAUCCGCUUUCACCGAAGCAAAAAUGCAAGAACUUAUCGCCCCGUCAUCAGGAGCCUCAUCUUCGUCCUCCUACGUUGCGGGAAAUUUAGGUGGUGC